UGCGGACAAAUAUGCAAACGUUUUGGCAAAGGAUAACAAAUUUGACCACAGCCAGGGUGAUUAUGGUGAGAGCCUAUGGGUGCUUAAAUUAUCGAGUCAAAGGUCUGCCAACGAGAAGUACAAUGAACGGGAUCUUUAUGACUACGGCCAGCAUACCACAGAAUCGGGUGAACCUGUCGGACACUUCACUCAACUCGUGUGGAAGGGUACCACUGAUGUUGGUUGUGCUAAGGCUAUAAAUGAGGCAAACAAGAAAGUCUAUGUAGUCUGUCAUUAUCAACCCCGUGGCAAUUAUGGUGGACUAUUCAAGGCUAAUGUUUUGCCCCCAAAAUA
Messenger RNA from Oppiella nova, 333 nucleotides. The record is from the annotation of a GenBank genome assembly. NCBI's taxonomy places the organism in Eukaryota, Metazoa, Arthropoda, Arachnida, Sarcoptiformes, Oppiidae.